Taeniopygia guttata (zebra finch) is the source of this 477-nucleotide messenger RNA. NCBI's taxonomy places the organism in Eukaryota, Metazoa, Chordata, Aves, Passeriformes, Estrildidae. The record is from RefSeq and is a predicted model, not a curated record.
AUGUGCUCCCCACAGGCUCCCCUGGCCACGCUGCGAGGCAGGAUGCUGCUCUCCUUCCUGCUGCUCCUGGGGACACCAGCAAGGGUCUGGAAGGGACAGAGCCAUGAGUGGCUCCCGCCACCCCCCCAGGCUGUGGAUGGAGGGAAGCUGAUGAGGCAGGACAGCACCAGCCCUAGCAAGAUGCUGCCAGAUCCCUCCAAAGUGAGGAGCAGUGACGAUGGCUCGGGGGCAGGGUCUCAUCCAGAUGAAGCCAGCCUGUCACUGCUAGAGGGACCAGAAAGACAAGCACUGCCCUGGCUGAUGAGCCCAGCCACCAAGAGAGCGGCUCCCAGGAAAAAGGGGAGGAAGGUGUCCCUGUCAUUCGAUGUCCACACUCACUUACUGAAAAUCCUGCUCGACCUGGCCAGAGAGAAGGAACUGCAGGCCAAGGCAGCUGCCAAUGCCGAGCUGAUGGCCCGCCUGGGGCGCAGGAGAUAA